This is a messenger RNA of Nasonia vitripennis (jewel wasp), 2631 nucleotides long. RefSeq names its product integrator complex subunit 11 (gene IntS11). Lineage: Eukaryota; Metazoa; Arthropoda; Insecta; Hymenoptera; Pteromalidae. The record is from RefSeq and is a predicted model, not a curated record. Gene Ontology annotation, cellular component: nucleus. Gene Ontology annotation, biological process: snRNA processing. The coding region runs from base 667 to 2454 and encodes 595 amino acids. The transcript is spliced from 7 exons.
UAUAAUACGUUUUAACGCCUUGUACGCGGUACAUAAACAUAACUGAUAUAUAGUUAUAGUCUUGUUUUGAAUACAAAGAUAAGAACAAUUAACUACUUGCGCCUGUUCUGUAGAUGACACACCGUGCGUGUCAAGGUUAGUCUAUUUUUUAAAUCAUUAAUGGAAAACGAAGUGAAAAAAUUGUUUGUUGUAAACCCAAACAAACCAAUGAAAUUUUGUAUAUAUAAGGGUAAAAUGCUUACUAUUAAAUGCAAUCAAAUAUCUACAAAAAUAAAGCAAAACGGUGGCAAGGUAACAAACUAUGAAGACAAAGAUUCUGAUUGCAUUAUCUUAUCCCAUACGACUUCUAUACCAAAUGAUGAGAAUGUAUUCAACAUUAAAUAUAUUCAGCACUGCAUUUCUCAAAAUGAAAUACUAAAUUUGCUUGAUUACAGAAUAAGUAAAUCCCUUCAUAAGCAGCACGAAAGAAAAGAUUGCAUUAGUUUGACAAGAAUUCUUAAGGAUCAAAAAUGUAUACAUCGUAGCAAAAAGACAGCAGAGGAAGUUUUAGAAAAAGUAGAGGCUGCACUCAAUUUGUGACGACUGAUGGAUGGUAAUACAUUACGAUUUGUCAACAAGUGAAAAAUUUAAGUUGUGAUAUUAUUAUUAACAAUAGUUUAUCUAAACAUGCCAGAUAUCAAAGUUACACCAUUGGGAGCUGGGCAAGAUGUUGGCAGAAGUUGUAUACUUGUGUCAGUGGGUGGCAAAAAUAUAAUGCUGGAUUGUGGUAUGCACAUGGGAUUUAACGAUGAAAGAAGAUUCCCAGAUUUUUCUUACAUCGUUCCUGAAGGUCCAGCAACAAAUUACAUCGAUUGCGUUAUUAUUUCUCACUUUCAUCUUGAUCAUUGUGGAGCACUCCCUUACUUCACUGAAAUGGUGGGAUAUACUGGUCCAAUUUACAUGACACAUCCAACAAAAGCUAUUGCACCAAUUUUGUUAGAGGAUAUGAGAAAAGUGGCAGUGGAGCGUAAGGGUGAAAGUAAUUUCUUCACUUCACAAAUGAUAAAAGAUUGUAUGAAAAAGGUAAUUGCUGUUACUUUACAUCAAUCAGUUAUGGUUGAUUCAGAGUUAGAAAUAAAAGCAUACUAUGCAGGACAUGUUCUUGGAGCCGCGAUGUUUUGGAUACGUGUUGGUUCACAAUCAAUAGUAUACACUGGCGAUUACAACAUGACUCCAGAUCGACAUUUAGGAGCUGCCUGGAUAGACAAAUGUAGACCAGAUCUGUUGAUUUCUGAAUCAACCUAUGCCACUACAAUAAGAGAUUCUAAAAGAUGCAGAGAAAGAGAUUUUUUAAAAAAAGUUCACGAGUGUAUUGACAAAGGUGGUAAAGUACUGAUUCCAGUGUUUGCUUUGGGAAGAGCGCAAGAGUUGUGUAUACUACUAGAAACAUAUUGGGAACGCAUGAAUUUAAAAGCUCCCGUUUACUUUGCUCUUGGUUUAACAGAAAAAGCAAACAAUUAUUACAAAAUGUUCAUCACUUGGACCAAUCAAAAAAUCAAGAAAACUUUUGUCCAGAGAAACAUGUUUGAUUUCAAACACAUUAAGCCGUUUGAUAAAUCAUACAUUGACAAUCCUGGAGCGAUGGUGGUAUUUGCUACACCUGGAAUGUUACACGCAGGUUUAUCAUUGCAGAUUUUCAAAAAGUGGGCACCUAAUGAAGCUAAUAUGGUUAUCAUGCCUGGUUUUUGCGUUCAAGGUACUGUGGGUCACAAAGUUUUGAAUGGUGCUAAAAGAAUUGAAUUUGAAAAUCGUCAAAUCGUUGAAGUUAAAAUGACUGUCGAAUAUAUGUCAUUUUCUGCUCACGCAGAUGCAAAAGGUAUAAUGCAAUUAAUACAAUACUGUGAACCUAAAAAUGUAAUGCUAGUUCACGGCGAGUUUGCCAAAAUGGAGUACUUGAAAGAUAAAAUCAAACAAGAGUUUGGCAUAAAUUGUUACAAUCCAGCAAAUGGAGAAACAUGUAUUAUUACUACUAAAUCAAAAGUACCAAUUGAUGCAUCACUAGCGCUUCUAAAAUCGGAAGCCAAAAAGUAUUCGGCAUUGCCACCUGAUCCCAAACGGCGCAGAUUAUUACACAGUGUAUUGAUGUGUCGCGAAGAUGGCAUUUGUCUUCUUGAUUCAGAAGAGGUUUCAAAAGCGGCAGGAGUAACUAGACAUAUAGUAAGAUUCACGUCUGCAAUUCAAGUUAGAGAUCCUGGACCUGCAGGGGGUACUGCAAGGAAACUAUUACUACCUCUUCAAGAAAGAUUAGGCGGCUGGGGUAUAGAAAUGAUUGAUAGUUCAAUAAUGGUUGAAACCGUUGUAGUCAAAAUUGAAGGAGAUGAAGAUGAACAGAAAACUGUUUACGUUUCUUGGACCAAUCAAGAUGAAGAUUUAGGAAGUUAUAUUCUUGGAUUUUUGCAAACCAUGCUCAACUAAAAAAAAUUGUUACUGAGUCUUUAUUACGAGCGCGUUAUUGUGAUGUAAAUAAUAAUGGUAAGAAUGUUUCAAAACCUAAUUAUAAGAGAAUAUCGAGAUCAUUUUGUAAAGCAAAUAUGUAUACUUUAUCUUUGAAAAUUUAUAUGUUUUUUAAUAAAAAUACUUGCAAUCUGUAAA